Messenger RNA from Erpetoichthys calabaricus (reedfish), 4348 nucleotides. RefSeq names its product interleukin 6 receptor (gene il6r). Lineage: Eukaryota; Metazoa; Chordata; Cladistia; Polypteriformes; Polypteridae. Gene Ontology annotation, biological process: cytokine-mediated signaling pathway. Gene Ontology annotation, cellular component: membrane; external side of plasma membrane. The record is from RefSeq and is a predicted model, not a curated record. The transcript is spliced from 10 exons. Bases 467 to 1861 code for a protein of 464 amino acids. Gene Ontology annotation, molecular function: protein binding; cytokine receptor activity.
ACAAGGUGCUACAUGUAAAGAAUAUUCAGGCAUUUCAAAUUUGGCAUUGGGUAUCCCUUGUUAGAUGAAAAGGCAUUCGUGAUGAUCGGACCGCCUCCUCUACCCGCUUUCCAGAAGGGAGACUCUUUUUCUGCCUCUCGCAUAGUGAGCGCUUUCUAACCGCAGAUAAUUAUUAAGACUCUGCACGCGCUCCGGUUUCACUCCUGUGCCAAUCAACCCCCUCUACGCAUUUCGCAGUCGGCGGACAUAACCGCUUUUGGGAGGGGAAGUAACCAUUGUGAGGCGCCGAACCUCUUCGUUAAUUUCAUUAUCAUUCCGACUGAUAUAUAGUACCAAGAUUUUUGUUUUUAGUGGGUGUGGGCUUACACGCUUUGAUUUAAACGAACUGGGGAGUUUGGAUAAUCAAAUCACCUGCAAAAGGAACUACUGGCUGUUUAGAAGAAUUUCAAAAUAUUCAACACCAAACAUGAGGGCAGUUGUUAUCUGCUACGUGUUCUCCACUUGGACUUCAGUCAUCGAAGGAUUUUUUGAAAAUACUUGUCCCCAGCCAGUGCAAUUUACAAAUACCCAAUUGGUGGUACCAGGUACAAAUAUGACUCUGGAUUGUGCACCUGUAAGUGGUGAUGCAAGAGGAAAUUUAUCCACAACAAAAUGGAAGCUUAAUGGGAGACCUAUGAAAUCUAAUGUACAGAGAACAGUCGAUGGAGACAGAGUGAAUAUUUUUUCCACGAGACUUAAUGAUUCUGGGAGUUAUUCCUGCUUCAGAGAUGGCAGCCUAGUAUUCACACAGAAUAUAUCUGUUGGAGUGAUUCCAAGCACGGUCAGCAUGACAUGUUAUCAGAAGGUACCCAAUAACAAUAUCAGAUGUGAGUGGAUAUCUCAGAACAAGAUUACUCCAUUGCCGAAAUGCUGGUUAAGUGUUAAGAAAGGGAUGAUUGGAAACAUUACCCGGUACAACUGCAGUUACUCCACCGCUAAGCAGAAAUGCUUUUGUAUCCUGCCCCACAUAGAGGGCGACCAUGAUUUUUACAUGGUCAGCCUCUGUGUUUCCAAUAGUGUGGGCUCCACCUCUGACCAGUUCUCCUUUCAUGCUGACAAGAUAGUCAAGCCAGAUCCACCAAUCAAUGUGUCUGUUCAAGGAGUGAACAAAAACACCCGGCAUCUUUAUAUUCAGUGGUCAAAACCUACAAGCUGGAAGACGGUAUUCUAUCAGUUGAUUUACGAAGUUCGCUAUAAAACCAAGAUCCAGUACUCGUUUAUAGAGCACUCGCACAUCAAAGAGAGAUCUUUAAUGGUCCGCGAUGCUUUACCUGGGUUUACUUAUAUGGUACAAGUGAGAGCACGAGAUGAGUUCAAUGGCAAUUGGAGUGAAUGGAGUCAGGAGGUAUAUGGAACCACCUGGACAGAUCCAAAGAUCCUGGUUAAGACUCCCCUUCCAAGCACAGAAUACAAGAUGGAUGGCUCUGGGAUGGACGAACCUUCUGAUAAUGUGCAGGCUUCAGUUGAUACCUACGCCACACCAUCCUCUUCAAUAAGCCUUUGGAUAGUUGCCGGUAGUCUUCUAGCAACUUUAAUUACCUUCUUCCUCUUUUUAGCCAGGUUCAACAAGAAGUUGCGGGCAAAGCUGCUAAAGCUGAUUGGCUCCUCGGCCUCAACACUGAAUCCCACAAUCAGAGUAAUAACAGUAGACAAAGCCGAGUAUAGAGAGAUCGCGGUGGAAUCUCCUCCCACGUCCCCAGUGGACACACAGCCUGCUGAGGAUGCUGCUCUCAAAGUAGAAGAGGCCCUGGACAGCUCUAUUACAGAGUCUCCUGGCCCCAUUCAUGUCAUGAAUAUGGGCUACUUCCUAGUACCCCGAUGAUCAGAGCAACAAUUUCAGCUAUAUGUUCAGUUUCAUCAAUUUCAUAGACAUUACUGCAGCCUCUUGAAAAUGCAGGGAAGAAAUCUCUGAUGUUUUGGACAACAAUAAGUACUGUAUGGACGCAUUACAGUUUUUGGUUUUGAGUUUACAGAAGGUUUUUGGUUUAUUCUUUCUGGAAGUGUGUAAGAUGUCCAGGAUUAUACUUCAUGGUGUCCUCACAAAACCUUUUAUCAUCCUAGGUGUGUCCUGAAACUGUCACGAAGAUUAUGUUUUGAAAAGCUAAUACAGUUUUCUCUGAUAGUAAAGCAUGUCUGUACUUGAUGCCUGAGCAGAAAUUUCAGUUGCACAUUAAUCUUGUAACUGAAAAACAGCUGCUGCCUAUUUGUUUCAACUAAAGACACCUGGAACGAUUGUGAGUGUGGUCAUGCAGACAAUAAAACAAUGAAACUUUCCAUUAUAUACUAUCUGAAGAUAGAAAUAAGAAAAAGAGAAUUGAAACUGUAUUUCACCAUAAACAAAAAAGUCCAGAAAAACAAAACUAUGCACAAACAAACAGACUGUUGGGUACUUGGUUUAAUCAGAUAUCAAAAACCAAAACAGCUCCACCAUAACAUGGAGAAAACCUAUUGAGGAGGCUGGGUAAAUAUUUGAAAAACAGCAGCAUUCAGUGUCAAGUAUAAUGAAUCACCUGAAGCUACACCGGAUAUGAACUUCCAGGAAUGUGAGCCCUGUUAAGUGUACUUAUAAAGAUUCCUAUGCUGUGACUAAAACAAUGUACAAAAGUGACCAGGAAGAAAUUAGGCUGUUUGGUAGUUUUCAAGCCUUAUAUAUUAUUGGCUUCACCAACAGUAAUUUAAAAUGAGCUAAUGAGCUUACAUAACUAGGAUGGGAUGGCACCAUGCCAUAGUGCUGCUGUCUCACAGUGGCCAGCUUUAACAGUGUGUAAGUCAGUGUCGAGUUUUCAUGGUCUCCUACUGUCUGUGGGGGUUUUCUUAGCUUCCUUACACAUUAAUUGGUUAUUCUAAAUUGUUUGGGUGUGUGUGAGUAUGCUCUGCAUUGGAGAAUUCAUCCCAUCCAAGGUUGGUUCUUGGAUUGCAGAUGAUUCUACAGGGAUAGACUUUGGUUUUCCAAAACCAUAAAAGAGAAUUAAAAACUUUGUACUAAGUUACAUACCUGCCUCCAUAUUACAGCAGGCGCAAGUAGUGUGUUAUAAGUGCAGCUCAACCAGGAAUUUAGAGCAUAUGUGCAAAACAUGACCAUACGUAUAUACAGUAUAUCUGUUGCUAAGCGUACAUUGUAUUUGUACAGUAUAUGUUAAAACAUAUCAUGUACUGUACAUGCUGCUGUUUAACUUGUUUACUAACUGAUGGAUUUUACCAAGGGAAUAAAGUAUAUCAUCCAGAAGUGUACUUUUAUCUUUCCUGUUAUUCAGGCUCAUGACCGUAAAGUGAUUUUCUGUAAUGAUGGCAAUUUUGCUUGGACCUUAAGAGUCAUUAACAGUACAUGCAUAUCUUAUGUUUCUGCUUUUCUUUAAAGGUGUUUCUGUCCACUCAAUAGGUGGUCAUUUGCGAAGACAAUUCUUUAUAAUUGACCUUGCUUUUCUGGAUGCACUACAUAGAACAGAUCUGGCCUUAGUAUUGCCCUUUGCACAUGUGGCAUUUUUUAUGUUUCAGGAUUCUUCGCACUGUUUCUGGAAACUUUUUCCAACUAUAGUAUGUUGUUGAUCAUCUGGAUCACUGGUCAUGAGAGCUGCCUGCUGCACUAGACAAAGUCAGUCAAGCACCUUGGCACUGUGAAGGCAAACCUGUAGGUGAUUGUUUCAUUCUUAAACUGCCUUGCCCAGAUUAUUGAAUUUUUUUAAUGUGUAAUUUUUUUGCUUUUUAAAGGUUCUUUUUUUUUAUCAGUAUCGCUGCUUAUUAAAUCGAUAUAUGUUUUAAUUGGUGAGUUUUUGCCAGACUAGAGAAUUAAACAUGAAAUACAGAAGAAAGUAGUAUUAUUUGAAGUAUGAAUAUAUUAUAUAUUUUAAAUUAGGUUUUCUAGCUGAGAUGGUCUGAAAGCAGGUCUUUCCAGUGACCAAAUGUGCUUUUUGACAUACUGGAAAUAAAUACAGUAGUUUUAUAUUUCAUUGCCAACUGACCAGCUUAACACAUCCUCGCCAGGAGCACAAUGACUAAUUCUCAGAAAGAAAUCUUACAUGAGUUUAAUCAUGUUGAUUUCUAGGAUACAGAAGCCAAUCAUCAGGAAUUUAUUAACUCAAGAAAUCAUGGGGUGUUUACAGGAUAAAGUGGAACACGAGCCUACAUGGGGAUGUGUAGAGCUCAGGUCUUGUUUGCAGAAAAUUAGUCGUAGAUAUAAGGAAGAAAAACAUAUUUUUGUAUGCUUCUAAAUUAAAUUAAGAAAUACAUUGUAAUUAUAUGAUUAUAUAUUUUACCAUCUUGAGUUUGAGUUUGUAUAUGUUGUUUGUUCAACAAAUAAUAAAGCCAGUAA